Molecule: messenger RNA, 2219 nt
Organism: Aphanomyces invadans
Lineage: Eukaryota; Oomycota; Saprolegniomycetes; Saprolegniales; Verrucalvaceae
Product: serine/threonine protein kinase
Exons: 4
Coding region: 14-2098 (694 amino acids)
Biological process (GO): protein phosphorylation
Molecular function (GO): protein kinase activity; ATP binding
Source: RefSeq, a predicted model, not a curated record
UGGGGCGACGUCAAUGAAAAACGAAAAAAGUGGCGUCCGCGGCGCCGACGACUUCAGUGGGCUCUUCUUUGCAUGCCAGACGACCCCGUCGUCGUGUGUGUCGCAGGAUGUUGCCGCCCUCUUGAAGCGGUGUCAGCGGUACGACGCGAUGGGGUUCACCCAGGCCGACAACAGCGCGUGCUGCGACUCGGCAUUUGCCCAGAAUGGAAAAGCACGCGAAUGCGUCUACUUUCGACCAAACGAAUGGACCGCCCGCCGUAUCUCGAUCUUUCCCGUCCCCAAUUCCCCCAAGCCCCUGUACACGGUUCAAAACUGGGCUCCAUUUGCUUCCGUCGACCAAAUCGACAUUGCACGGGUAUCGGUGAAGGCCAUCGACGCGUCGAGCUUUGAUUUCCGCUCCGUGACCAAAUUGAGCAUCGUGGAUGCCGAUUUGGAAUCGAUCGCGACGCCCCCCGCGCCGAAACUGCACGUCAUUGACUUGAGCAACAAUCGUCUCAAAGUGUUUCCAUCGUACUUGUUCGGUCCGACCCAAACCACAAUCGAACAACUCAAUGUUUACGGCAACCCAUGGCAACCAUCCAUUGCGAUUGAAGCAAACCAAUGCGACCGGCUCAAGAUCGCGGCCGAGACCGGCCACAUCACGGGUUUGCCCAUUGAGUGCUCGUGCACGUCGCCAGCACCAUCGUGCAUCUUUCCGACCCUGGCAGGGGGACCAACAUCGCUUUCCCCAUCGACUGCAGCCCCCCCCACCACAACUUUGAUGCGAUCUGGGACUCCAUCAACCUCUUUAGCGUCGAACCCGACGUCGAACGUCCCCACUCGUAUGACCACCACAACACCCCCUCCGUCCCCAAACUCCCCCGACCAGUCCGUACCAACAACGGCACUCUCCACCAUCUUCAAUCCGAACAACAGCAGCUCCAAUUCCGGGCAAAGUGCUCCCUCCAUGGACCAAGACUCGUCCAUAACGGGAACCGUCCUCGUCAUCGUGAUGUUCGUCGUCGUCGUGGGCCUCGCCAUCGGCGCGUUUGUUAUGUACCGUCGUCGCCGCCAGAUGCAACCAAAUCCAAACGUUCUCACGGGCUUCGAAAUGGUCUCCAUGUCGUCGUUGAACGCGCCAUUCGAUAGCACUGCGCCGUCGAAAGCGCAGCUGCUUCGAAAGACGUCGAGCUCGGUGAUUCUAUCGAGCUCGGCGAUCCUCGGGUCGUCCGUGUUGGGGCUGUCCAAGUACCGCAGCACCGAUCCCUUGCCUCUGUUGCCACCGGACCAGGUCAAGCUCCUACACCUGAUUGCAGGCAACGUAUUCAUCGGGAAAUUCAACAACGAAAAAGUCGUGCUGAAGCGGUGGGACUGCCCAAACCAGGCCGCCAUGACCAGCCUCAUAGCUGCCAUGACCACCAUCGCCCAGCUCGAACACCCUCAGCUUAUCGUCAUGCACGGCAUCGUUCGACUUGGCGAGUUCGAAGUGAGUGCAGUUGCCGAGUACAUGCAAUUCGGGUCGCUUCCUCGAGUCCUACUCAAGGAAGACUUUGCAUUGUCGUGGCCAGAUCAACUCCGCAUGAGCUACGAACUCGCGUCGGCCCUUGCGUAUAUGCACAGUCAGCCCAACUAUUCCCGAGGACCGAAAUGCUUGACGAGCCGCGAUGUUCUCGUGAAUGCGUCGCUCUCGUGCAAGUUGGACGUGUUUGACUUUUUGCAGCCACACGCACCCGUCGCAACGCCAGAGUUCACGUACGGCGGCGCCGCAUUGGCGUGGGAAGCGCCUGAAGUGCUUACCCACAAUUGUUCGAGAAACUCGGCGGCUGAGAUGUACUCGCUUGGAGUCAUCCUCGGCGAGAUCGUGACGCGGGCGCGACCAUACCAGUCGUCGAUUCAGAAUUUCGGCGCGACAGCCACCGACAUUCGAAUCCGCGACGCCAAACGCGACAAGCACGACCUGCCGCACGAAAAUCGGCCGGAGCUCGAAUCGUGCCCCCGCUUCUUCAAAUCUCUCGUCGCUGCGUGUUUAUCUCGGGACGUUCUCCGCCGCCCCCUCGCGGUCAACGUUGCAGAGACGCUGCAGCGAGAAAUGAUGUUGCUCAAGCGUAACUACGGCUAAUUUAUGGAUGCAGGGAUUCUACACAACUGGCCGUCGUCACAUGCAGCAGCCGAAGCACCCUACACCAGUUGGCAAACGGUCUUUUGUGUCGAUGUGAUUCUGGCCUCACACGCGGUGACUG